AUGGGAGAUAUCAGAGCUUCUUUCUCUUAUUUUAAGAUUUUCUACAUUUUAUUUGUAAGAGCUAAUUAAAUAAAUUGGUUAUUAUGGCUUAUUAAUAAUGAAUUUUACAAAUUAAUACCAUGGAUGUUGUUUACUCUGAUAUAUUUUUUAAUCGUUUCCAUAUACUCUAUGAUAGCUUAUUAGGGAGUUUUUAAUUUUGGAGUCUUUGAAUUUUUACUAGUGACUUUACUCAAAAUAUUUAGUGUAGAAGAUUUAUACUUCUUAAUAAGAUUUAAAAAAUUCAAAUCUUAUUAUACUUCUUAUGAGAAUAACGGGUUAUUGCUAAGGUAUACAACUAUGCUUUUUUGUUUAUUUAUUUAGUUUUAUGCCAUAUUAUUUACUAUUAAUCCAUAUGAUACUAGUUGCUUAUAUCUGAUUCUACCUAUAAUUUCUUUUUCUUUUCUAUCUUACAUGUUUUAACUUGCUGUUACUCUAUAAGAAUUGCAGAUUUAUAAACUAAUAUCUCAAAUUAAAUUAAAAAACUUACUUACUUCAUCCUUUUAGUCUCUAGUUUUUUCUUGUAUUUCUAAUUAUUUAUAAAGAAAUGCAAAGGAAAUUCAUUACUUAUGGACAGCUAUUGUGCUAAGUGGCUAUGUGAUAAGUUUUUAUUUAAUUUUUAGAUACAGAAAUCGCAAGGUAGUUCAAAGAUUGAAUUAUUUGUUCCUCUUCAAAAUAAUAUUUGGGAUAAAUAUCGACUUACUUUAUUUAUACACAAAAAAAUCAGUAAAUAAGCUUAAAUAUUAUCUAGUAGACUUAGAUAAGUAUAUUUAAUACUAUUUUACAAUUGCUUCUAUUAUUAUGACCAUACUUUAUAUUUGGUAUAUUACAUUCAACUAUGACAAUUUACAAAAAGAAUUCAUUUAUCCUUGGCUCAUCUUACUGAUUCUUUAGAAUUUUAUAUACUACUACUUAUUUAAAAAAAACAUACUGAUUACAAUUUUUAAGGGACAGUAUAUUUUGCAUAUUUAUAAUGAGGAUUAGCUUGCUUAAUCCAUAAAAGAUUAUAAUAAUUAAAAUCUUAAAAAUACUAAAAUAAUCAUAAUAGACUUCGUAAGAAAUAACUCCUCUAUUUCAAUCUAGAACUGUCUACUGCAUGAAUUUGAAGGUUGCUAAAUUCUUAAUGUAAAUGGCAAUUAUAAAAGAGUAAAUAAAAAAUCUUAUAAUUUUUAAAAAGUAAAUUUAAACAAUGAUAUUAAUUUGUAAUAAUUAUAGCAAUAAUUGUAAAACAAACAAGUAUUAAAUUAAAUUAUAUCCAUAAAAAUAGAUAUACUAGAUGAUCUAACCUAUUUAAACAUGAUUAACGAAUUAAGAAAUCAUAAUUAACUGAUCAAAUUAACCUCAGAUAAAAAUGUUUUUGAAAGAAAUUUAAUCAAAGACAUUAGAAAAUAUAACUACGAAUAUCAUACAAUUUAUUAUAAAGUCAUAAUUUUAUAAAAUAUAGUAUUUAAAAAAAAUUUUGAUGAGUUUUUAACAGUAAAUCCAAAAUAUGUCUUCACUGAUUUAUCGUUGAUUGAGUGA
Molecule: messenger RNA, 1557 nt
Organism: Tetrahymena thermophila SB210
Lineage: Eukaryota; Ciliophora; Oligohymenophorea; Hymenostomatida; Tetrahymenidae
Product: transmembrane protein, putative
Exons: 2
Source: RefSeq, a predicted model, not a curated record